Molecule: messenger RNA, 1889 nt
Organism: Aspergillus nidulans FGSC A4
Lineage: Eukaryota; Fungi; Ascomycota; Eurotiomycetes; Eurotiales; Aspergillaceae
Product: protein CYP660A1
Exons: 2
Coding region: 139-1704 (521 amino acids)
Molecular function (GO): heme binding; monooxygenase activity; oxidoreductase activity, acting on paired donors, with incorporation or reduction of molecular oxygen
Source: RefSeq, a predicted model, not a curated record
CUUAAGUCUCGUUAAAUCCUUAGCCGACCAUAUCGCGAGACUUUUGGUUCGAUUAGCCUGCAUCGCUCAGGCCCAACCGGCUACCUAUUUUCACUGGGAGUGGACCCCAUACAGAGUCCCAGCUCUGUCUUCAUCAGCAUGCUCGAGCCAUUCCAUCUCCUCAUUCUCGGUGCGAUAACGGCUAUAGGAUACAUCCUAAGUCAACGCGGCCUCGAUCCUCGUGAGCCACCGGAAGUGCACAGCAAGAUUCCCAUCAUCGGUCACAUCCUCGGUUUGAUGCGCCAUGGUAUGGGAUAUUUCAGUCGAAUUGCGGCGGAAAACUCCUCCCACCCGAUCUUCACGAUCAACCUCCUCACCAACAAGCAAUACAUUGUCACCUCCCCGUCCCUGAUGCAGGCAGUCCAGCGCAACAAAAGAACACUCAAAUUCGCGCCUCUCGUCAACUUCACUGCAGAGCGUUUUGCCGGAAUCCCUGAGUCUGGGAUGAGUCUUCUCCGCGACAGGGAAGCCGGUGGUGCGGGACUAAGUGCAGGGACAGUGCACGCAAUGGAAAAGACGCUUAUCGGGCCGUCAUUAGAUCGCAUGAAUGAGGAGAUGGCGAGAAUGCUGAGCCCGCUCGUGGAUGAGCUUGUAGCGAGCCCUCAAACAGUUGAUCUGUAUGCGUGGUGUACACGUGCAAUCACGGCCGCAAGCACAAAUGCCUCAUACGGCCCGAAGAACCCGUACAAGGACUCGGCAAUCGCGGAUGCAUUCUGGACCUUCGAAACGAACAUCGCCCCGCUGAUAACAGGGGUCUUUCCCUCCAUCAUGGCGCGAAAGGCGUACAGGGCGCGCGAAACAACUUUCGCCGCAGUUCUGACGUACUUCCAAACAAAAGGCCAUGAGCAAGGCUCGGAACUCACAAAGACCCGGUAUCGUGUCAUGCACGCUGGAGGCCUUUCAGAUACAGAUAUCGCGCGCGCCGAAGUCUCUAUGGGACUGGGCCUGCUCUCAAACACCGUCCCCGCCGCAUUCUGGGUUCUCUUUGAUCUGUAUUCCAGGCCGAGUUUGCUGUGUGAGAUCAGAAGGGAGGUGAUGAAACAUGCGGUUCGCGUUGAGAAUACGCAGACGCCUAUGGGGAGGAAGCGUAUAAUCGAUAUCUCGGCGCUCCGCGACUCAUGCCCUCUCUUAGUGUCAGCGUAUCAAGAGAUCCUGCGGACUCGGUCUGUCUCGGCUGUUACGCGCGUGGUCACGGAGGACACAGUGCUUGACAACAGAUAUUUCCUCAAGAAGAGCGGGGUGGUGAGCAUUCCUGCCUCAGCAAUUGGUGCGACUGAAUCCGUUUGGGGCCCUGAAUCAGCGAGUGAGUUCAAUCCGAGACGGUAUAUGAGGCAAACCACCCCCCAUGGCAGCACGAGUCCCCGCCGGACAGGCGGCUUUAUGAGCUUCGGCGUCUCACCGACUAUCUGUCCAGGACGACAUUUUGCCUCUUCGGAGAUUUUGGCUCUUGUGGCCAUGGUGAUCUUGAGGAUUGAUCUGACUCCUGUGGAUGACGGGGCCUGGAAAGCACCGGAGAAAAACUCAAUGGCUAUUGCUUCUGGGAUGUGCCCGGUGAAGGGAGAGUUUUGGGUCAAGGUGGCUAGGAGGGAGAGUGAAGGCGAAGGAGUAGAGUGGGCAGUCGAAGCGAGGGAGGGAAGUGGGAUGUUUAACCUGAUGGUCGGUUGAGUCUUUAAGAAGUGAGAGAAGAAGGCAUCUUUACAGUCUGGUUUGAUUGAAGAUAACCUAAGGUUUUCGAGGGAUCGCCGCUAGCUAUCUAAGGCCAGCAUGAUGCCUUUCACCAUCCUUGAUAGCCAAAAUAUAAAAUAUAAAAAUAAUAAAAAGAAGGUAGAGGUUCACCCUGUGCAUCAAGC